Rosa rugosa (rugosa rose) is the source of this 747-nucleotide messenger RNA. RefSeq names its product pentatricopeptide repeat-containing protein At2g29760, chloroplastic-like. Bases 1 to 747 code for a protein of 248 amino acids. The record is from RefSeq and is a predicted model, not a curated record. NCBI's taxonomy places the organism in Eukaryota, Viridiplantae, Streptophyta, Magnoliopsida, Rosales, Rosaceae. The transcript is spliced from 2 exons. Gene Ontology annotation, biological process: RNA modification. Gene Ontology annotation, molecular function: RNA binding; protein binding.
AUGAACCACGUGUACAAGUUCCACGCUUGGCUUAUCAAAACUGGCCAACAGAAUCACCCUCCCUCCCUUCGACGCAUCCUACUAUGGUGUGCUGCCACACCAUCCCCGAAAAGCUUAUCCUACUUCCGCGCUCUCUUUGCCUACAUUCCCUCUCCGGACACCUUUGCUUAUAACACCAUCAUCAGAGCUCAUGUAGCAGACUCUUCUCCUUCCCAUGCAGUCUCCUUCUUUACCCAAUGCGUCAGCGAGGUGUUCUACCCGAUAACUUCACCUUCCCAUUUCUUCUCAAGGCUUGUGCUCACCUCCAACUGGGUCAAGAUGUUAGAUGUCCAUGCUCUUAUUCUUAAGCUUGGCUUCCAUUCAGACAUAUAUGUUCAGAAUGCAUUAGUUAGUUUUUACGGGGGUUGUGGGUCGGUUGAGCUUGCAUUGAAUGUGUUCCAUGCAAUGCAUCAGAAAGACUUGCUUGCCAAGAAUGUAAUGCCAGAUGAGGUCACUAUGCUUAGUGCGAUAUCCGCUGUUUCGAGCUUAGGGGCACUGGAAUUGGGUCAGUGGGUUCAUGACUUUAUAAACAAAAGUCGACUAAAACUUACCGUAUCAUUGGGUACUGCAUUGAUCGACAUGUAUUCGCGUUGUGGAUCUGUUGAUAAAUCUACUGAAAUUUUUGAUGAAAUGUCAUUGAAGAAUGUACAGACAUGGACAGCAUUGAGUACUGGCCUUGCUGUGCAUGGCUGCAGUAGAGAAGACUAA